GCCUUGUGCCGCUGCCAUACACUCAUCACGCCAUCCUCACACCACUCCGACAGACAAGCUUUGACAGCCGAGUCUAUUCGCAGAUCAGGUUUCAAGAUGAAGUUCGGAACAAGCAUCGCAUUCUUGGCUACCAGCCUCUUCAGUGCCGUCAGUGGUGAUGCUGUGCCAUGGGAGCGUAUCGACAAAAACAACGCGCUGUUGCUCAUCCUCGAUCUCCAAGUUGGCCUCUACCAGCUCGCUCGUGACUGGGAUCAUACCCUCUAUAAGGAGAACAUUAUGGCUCAUGCCGAGCUUGGCAAACUGUUCGACUUGCCUGUCAUCUUGACAACUUCUGCCGAUACUGGUCCGAACGGUCCGCUGCCAAAGGAAAUGAUCGAGAUGUACCCCAACGCGCCUCUUAUCCGCCGUCAGGGUGAGGUCAAUGCGUGGGACAACGCGGAGUUCCGCGCUGCAGUUGAGGCAUCCGGCAAGAAGCAAAUCAUCGUCGCCGGAAUCGUUACCGACGUGUGCACCGCUUUCCUCGCUCUUUCCUUACGCGCUGAAGGCUACUCCGUCUUUGCCAAUAUCGAAGGUUCCGGUACUACCACUCAGCUCAUCCGCGACACUGCGAAUUCCCGCAUGGAGCGUGCUGGCGUCCAGCUCGUCAGCCUGUUCGCUAUUGUGUGUGACCUUAUGCGCGAUUGGCGUGCGACUCCAGGUGCUGGUGAGGUCCUGCCGUACCUUGACAAAUACUUGCCUGUUUACGGCAUGCUUGCCAGGGGCCAUGCUGCCGCCAUCGAGAACGGCACCCUCAUUCCUGGUGAGGCUGACUUGAUCACCGGCCAAAACGGUACUGUCGUCCUCUAGAGGUAGACUCAUGCUCAAGGUCGAAGACUUGAGGAUAUCAGGGGUUGACAGACAUUGGUGGGAGGUUUUCACGGAGAUGUUAUGAAGCUCUGAUGGAUGACAUGAGCGCAGACAGAAGUUGGGUAGCUGAUCCAAAUUCUAAUCUCACUCCUUCAUCUGUUUCGGU
This is a messenger RNA of Didymella exigua CBS 183.55, 1012 nucleotides long. RefSeq names its product Isochorismatase hydrolase. The record is from RefSeq and is a predicted model, not a curated record. Bases 97 to 846 code for a protein of 249 amino acids. NCBI's taxonomy places the organism in Eukaryota, Fungi, Ascomycota, Dothideomycetes, Pleosporales, Didymellaceae. The transcript has 4 exons.